Selaginella moellendorffii is the source of this 640-nucleotide messenger RNA. RefSeq names its product ADP,ATP carrier protein 3-like. Gene Ontology annotation, biological process: mitochondrial ATP transmembrane transport; mitochondrial ADP transmembrane transport. The transcript is spliced from 3 exons. The coding region runs from base 58 to 576 and encodes 172 amino acids. Gene Ontology annotation, molecular function: ATP:ADP antiporter activity. The record is from RefSeq and is a predicted model, not a curated record. Gene Ontology annotation, cellular component: mitochondrial inner membrane. NCBI's taxonomy places the organism in Eukaryota, Viridiplantae, Streptophyta, Lycopodiopsida, Selaginellales, Selaginellaceae.
GAUCUCUUCGGCCUGAGCAGAGAACGCGAUGGCCACUGCAAAUGGAUAAUUGGAAACAUGGCGGCUGGAGGAGCAGCUGGUGUGAUAUCCUCCAUGCUUGUCUACUCGCUCGAUUUUGCACGUACCAGGCUCGCAAACGACACCAUACAAUUGGAGAAGACCGGUGCUCGCCAGUACCAAGGUCUUACCGAUGUAUACAAGAAAACUCUGGCAACCGAUGGUGUUUUUGGUUUGUACAGAGGCUUCAGCGCUUCCAUAGUUGGCAUCGUUCUAUACCGCAGCCUCUACUUCGGCAUCUAUGAUUCGGUGAAGCCGUUUGUUCUGGUGGGAUCACUCCAGGGAAGCUUUGCUGCUAGUUUCGCUGUUGGAUGGGUAGUGACAACUUUCUCCAGUCUCACUGUCUAUCCCUUCGAUACCGUGCGGCGCAGGAUGAUGAUGACUUCGGGCGAAGCUGUGAAGUACCGUGGCGCAAUCGAUGCUUUCAGGCUUAUUUGGAAGAACGAAGGAGCUGGUGUUCUUUCGGGCUAUGAUCAGCUGCAACUACAUAUCACUACGUGGUACCACGAAAACUUGUAAUUUUCAAUCUUGCUUUCUCAGAAUCUGGACAUGAACAUCAAUGGAAGAACAGGUUUGAUAUAAA